UUGUCAGUUCUCUUUUGGCAGUUAUUUUUGCUUAAAUUCACAAGAGGGCAGUGCUGAGUAACAAUACCCUCAAAAAGAAUCACUCUGUUACAAGCAUUCAACAGCUUGCCUGAAAGCAGGAUAAGCAAACCUACAGUAUUCUACUAAAAACGACUCAUUAUGGAGGAUUGCCGGUCCAAUACCGUGGAGUGGGACAACUGCUGCCAGGAAAUAAAAACGGAGAGCUUUCGUAUUAUCUCGCCCUUUGGGGAAGUUGAUCUUUGAAACCAAAAAAAUCACGUGCACCCAACCCUCCGCCUCUUUACGACUGAUUGUAUUUUCUGUACCUGCAUCUGCUGCAUGUUGUGUCGAAUAAUGCACACUAACUCUCGUUUAAAGUCUGAAAAUGAGCGAUCAGAGAAAAAACGCGUUUAAAACAAUGCUUCAACUGACGUGCCAACUUCUCUGGGUGGUGGGGUUGGUGGUGGGCAUGAGCGGGGUCUACCUGCUGAUGAAGUACAAGCAGAACAGCUUAUUUCUUUCUCCCAGCUACAUCCCCCUGCCCGCUUUCCUCGCUCUUGCCAGCGCUGUGUUGAUAUUGGCCUGCGGGGGCCUCGGCUCCUUGCUGAGCAUCCGAGAUUCCACCUUUCUGCAGGGACUGUUUGUUUAUCUACUAGUGUUGGUCUUUUGUCUGGAAAGUACAGCUUCAGCGUUGGCAUUUUUUCACACUACAAAGCUGGAGUCAGAGUUAGCUCCUCUUAGUGGAGUGUUUCAUAACUACACAGGCAGCAGCCAGGACCCUGACUCUCAGGCUGUGGAUGCUACACAAGCAGAGUUGCAGUGCUGUGGAGUGCAUGACUACAGGGACUGGCUGGAAACCUCUUGGUUUAACCGCACCGGAGGCCUCUUGGUUCCUCAAAGUUGUUGUAACUCUACUUUCACCUCCUGCAAUGGCACUGUGGACCAACCGUGGCAGCUUUACGCACAGGGCUGCCAGGUGAAGCUGGAGAAGAACUUGCAGUUUGUGCUGAGAUGUAUCAUCUGGGGCUCCCCGACUGUUUUUCUCGUGGAGGUUGUUUUGUUUCUGACGAUGGCACAGCUGAUGACUGACCAACCACUCAUAGAAUAUAGAAUACUUGGCAAAAACUAAAUUCACCGUUAAAGAUGGAACUGCUUUGAUCUUUGCACACAAACUUUCAAAAUACAUUAUAUGUCAUAUUCUAGUGUUGGUCUGGAACCAAAUUAUUAUCGUGGUUAUGUUAUGGAUUUUUCCUGAGCUGCAGAAGCCUGUGCUCUCCCACUACUAACUGUAGCUUUGGUCCACUACAUAACAGCACACAAGCAAGUGACACAAAAGUAAUGACAUGUUUCUUUUGUUUAAUGCAGUCUGAUGUUUCUGAAACCAAAAAGAUGAAUACAACUCGGGACAGGGCUCUUUUUGCCUGUGCCCGUGUGGACACUCCAGUAUAGCUUUAUUGAACGAAUGAUGACAUGUGGCAUAAUCGUUCGGAUAAUAAAGCAACAUUUGUGUUUUCCAAGGUUCAUGAUCGCUGGUGUUGAAGCACUUUUUGAUGCUGCUGUGUGUAACUUGUAUUUGUUUUGAAUUGCAACACAGGAUUAAUUUCUAAAGGGAAAAUCAACUUAACCUUUGGUUAGCUCGAAGUGCUGUUGAUCACACUUGCACAACAAAAAAAUAUUAUCUGAAUACUAAUAUUAGUUUGACACACAUUUCACGUCUCAUUCUGUACACUGUUCGUUCAGUGUCUCAAUAAAUGUUUUCACAUAAUUUAGUUUUUCUUCUAAUCUCAUUAAAUCCAAUACAAAAAACAUUUAAAUUGUUACUCAUCCAUGGCAAGAAUUAUUCUUGCUCAUUUGAUGAAUGUGAUGAAGACAUAAAUCACCUUAAAGCAUUGUUUUAACACCAGACAAGAACAUCAUUAACUGUUUAUAAUAUGAGCCAGGUUUACAAGUCUGUACCUUAGUUUAGCAAAAUAAUAAUUGCUAAGUUACACAGACUUUCCAUAAACAUACUUGUCUUUACCGUGAGGGAAACAUUCAAGUUAAUGUAUUUUGUUAAAUGUUUGUGUUACACUCAGUCUGUUGCAAUAUAGUGAAAAUACCUGAUAUAGAUUUCCAGAGUCAGUGUGAUACAGUUGAAUAAAAUAAAAAAGUCGAUCCACUA
Molecule: messenger RNA, 2161 nt
Organism: Eleginops maclovinus (Patagonian blennie)
Lineage: Eukaryota; Metazoa; Chordata; Actinopteri; Perciformes; Eleginopidae
Gene: tspan37
Product: tetraspanin 37
Exons: 7
Coding region: 386-1129 (247 amino acids)
Cellular component (GO): plasma membrane
Source: RefSeq, a predicted model, not a curated record